UCUUUUUCUUUCUGCCUUUACAUGCUGUCUUCUUCCUCCUUCCUUCUUCUUCUUCUUCUUCUCUUUCCUUCACCAGCAAAAUUCAAACCCAUUCAACCCAACAAACCUAAAACAAACAAAAAACCCCUAAUCCCACGUAAUUAUCAGCUUAAUCAACCCCAAUCCGAUCCAAAUUAAGCCAUGAAAUUAUCCUAAUUAACGGUUUUCCGGUUUAUGUAAACUACACAAAGCGAUGCCGAGCGUGGCCGUGAAACUCUACAGCGUCUUCUUCAAGUUUCUUUUAAAGCACCGUUUGCAGAACCGGAUCCAAGGCCGGCCCGAAGACUCCGACCCGUUCGGCGUCACGACCCGACCCGACGAAUCGGUGGCUCCGGCCAACCCGUCAUUCUCCGAUGGUGUUGCCACUAAAGACAUCCACAUCGACCCCUUAACAUCUCUCUCGAUUAGAAUUUUCCUUCCAGAUUCCGCGCUCGAACCUAAUUCCCAACCUAGCUCCAAACCCGAACCUGGAUCGGUGAACCACGAAACGUCGUCGUUGCGCGCGGUGAGGCGCAACAGCUAUGAGCCGGCAAUCUUCUCGCCGCGGGAGGAGGAGCGACGGAACAGCGGCGGCGACAGUGGCGGUUGCGGCGGCGCUUACCGGGGGUACGCGCCGUCGCCGGCGGGGAAUGGUCGCCGGAAAAAGUUACCGGUGGUUCUGCAGUUCCACGGUGGCGGGUGGGUGAGCGGGAGCAACGAUUCGGUUGCGAACGACGUGUUCUGCCGGCGGGUCGCGAGGCUCUGCGAGGCGGUGGUGGUGGCGGUGGGGUACCGGCUGGCGCCGGAGAAUCGGUAUCCGGCCGCGUUCGAGGACGGGCUGAAGGUGCUGAAUUGGCUGGCGAAGCAGGCAAAUUUGGCGGAGUGCACUAAGUCAAUGGGGGGGAGGAGGAGGUUGGAGGGUCAGCACAAGCAUAUUGUGGAAACCUUUGGGGCAUCAGUGGUUGAGCCUUGGUUGGCUGCUCAUGGAAAUCCAUCAAGGUGUGUUCUUCUUGGCGUGAGUUGCGGUGCAAAUAUUGCAGACUAUGUGGCUCGAAAAGCUGUAGAAACAGGCACACUUUUGGACCCUGUCAAGGUAGUGGCACAGGUCCUGAUGUAUCCAUUUUUUAUUGGAAGUGUGCCUACUCGUUCUGAAAUUAAGUUGGCAAACUCUUACUUUUACGACAAGGCAAUGUGUAUGCUAGCAUGGAAACUAUUCCUACCUGAGGAAGAGUUUAGCCUAGACCAUCCAGCCGCCAAUCCCCUAGCCCCAGGUCACGGUCCUCCUUUAAAGAAGAUGCCUCCAACAUUGACAGUAGUGGCAGAACAUGACUGGAUGAGGGACCGCGCCAUUGCUUAUUCAGAGGAGCUUAGGAAGGUGAAUGUUGAUGCACCUGUUUAUGAGUAUAAAGAUGCAGUCCAUGAAUUUGCAACACUUGACGUACUUCUCAAAAGCCCUCAGGCCCAGGUUUGUGCCGAGGACAUUGCCAUCUGGGUCAAGAAAUAUAUUUCGCUUCGAGGUCAUGAAUUCUCAUAUUGAGCAGUAUUUAAGAUGAUGAUGGUUCAGUGAGAAAAUCUUUGAAGGCCAUUUUUCUGCUACCACCAGUAUAUAUACACCUUCGGGGUUACGAGGUCCUGCUGUUCUUGUUGUUGACCUGUUCCACGUUCCCUCCACCUGUCAGUUCUUGUUGUAAGAUAGUUGUUUGAGAGUUGAGCUAGAGAGAGAUCCAUUCACCUCCAUGCACACUGCAUUUGGAAGCCCCUGUUCCAUUUUUUCUUGUGUAUUAUGAUGUACUAUUUCUCAUGAUAUAAAAUUUAGUGAUAUAUUCUUUUAGCAUUAGGGUCAUCGUUCAUGAAGUCUCCAGUCUAUUCUCUUAUCUAUGCAACUUUUGGAGUAGUAGUGGGACUUCAUAGUUAAUUAAUUUUGUACAGGAGACCAGUUCUCUGUGUUUCGAUAUCAUUAAGAUUUCGGAUUAAAAAACAAUUUCCCUUAA
Molecule: messenger RNA, 2009 nt
Organism: Glycine soja
Lineage: Eukaryota; Viridiplantae; Streptophyta; Magnoliopsida; Fabales; Fabaceae
Product: probable carboxylesterase 11
Exons: 2
Coding region: 233-1555 (440 amino acids)
Molecular function (GO): hydrolase activity
Source: RefSeq, a predicted model, not a curated record